This is a messenger RNA of Brachypodium distachyon (stiff brome), 1965 nucleotides long. RefSeq names its product high-affinity nitrate transporter 2.1. The record is from RefSeq and is a predicted model, not a curated record. The transcript has a single exon. The coding region runs from base 143 to 1660 and encodes 505 amino acids. Gene Ontology annotation, molecular function: nitrate transmembrane transporter activity. Gene Ontology annotation, biological process: nitrate transmembrane transport; cellular response to nitrate. Gene Ontology annotation, cellular component: plant-type vacuole membrane; plasma membrane. NCBI's taxonomy places the organism in Eukaryota, Viridiplantae, Streptophyta, Magnoliopsida, Poales, Poaceae.
CAUUGCAGCCAAGACAGAGACUUUGCUAGCUAACUCUUGCCUCUUAGUCAUCUAGUGCUGCUAGCUGAGAUAAGCCUUUCUGUAGUAGUAUAGCUCCAAGCUGCGAGGAAAUUAAGAAGAAAGCCUCAAGAGAGAAGAGGGCAUGGAAAUGGAGGCCGGCUCUGCUUCCAUGGGCGAGAUGCCGGCGAGCAGGUUCUCGCUGCCGGUGGACUCGGAGAACAAGGCCAAGUCCAUCAGGAUCUUCUCCUUUGGCAACCCUCACAUGCGUGCCUUCCAUCUCGGGUGGAUGUCAUUUUUCGUAUGCGUUGUGUCCACCUUCGCCGCUGCCCCGCUUGUCCCCAUUAUCCGCGACAACCUCAACCUCACCAAGGCCGACAUCGGCAACGCCGGGAUCGCCUCCGUCUCGGGCGCGAUCUUCUCCAGGCUUGCCAUGGGCGCCGUGUGUGACCUCCUUGGCCCGCGCUACGGUUGUGCCUUCCUCGUCAUGCUCUCGGCCCCUGCUGUCUUCUGCAUGUCCGUCAUCGACAGCGCGGCAGGCUACAUCACCAUCCGCUUCCUCAUCGGUGUCUCCCUCGCCACCUUUGUGUCGUGCAGUUAUUGGGUGAGCACCAUGUUCAACAGCAAGAUCAUCGGGACGGUCAGCGGCCUGACGGCGGGGUGGGGCGACAUGGGCGGCGGCGCCACCCAACUCAUCAUGCCUCUCGUCUUCGACGCCAUCGAGGCGUGCGGCGCGACGCCUUUCACGGCGUGGCGCAUCGCCUACUUCGUGCCGGGGUUGAUGCUCGUCGUCAUGGGCUUGCUCGUUCUUACCAUGGGACAGGACCUUCCCGAUGGUAACCUCAGGAGCCUCCAGAAGAAUGGUGACAUGAGCAAGGACAAGUUCUCCAAGGUAAUCCAUGGCGCCGUCACCAACUACCGUACAUGGGUCUUCGUCUUCAUCUACGGCUACUGCAUGGGCGUCGAGCUCACCACCAACAACGUCAUCGCCGAGUACUACUACGACAGCUUCCAGCUCGACCUCCGUGCCGCUGGCACCAUAGCUGCGUGCUUUGGAUUGGCCAACAUCUUCGCCCGCCCCAUGGGAGGAUACCUCUCCGACCUCGGCGCCCGCUACUUCGGCAUGCGCGCCCGCCUUUGGAACAUCUGGAUCCUCCAGACCGCCGGCGGAGUCUUUUGCCUCUGUCUCGGCCGUGCAUCGGCCCUCCCGGCCUCCAUCGUAUGCAUGGUCCUAUACUCAAUAUGCGUCGAGGCCGCGUGUGGCGCCGUCUACGGCGUCAUCCCCUUCGUCUCCCGGCGGUCCCUCGGCAUCAUCUCUGGCAUGACCGGUGCUGGCGGCAACGUCGGUGGCGGGCUCACGCAGUUCCUCUUCUUCACAACGUCAAAGUACCCCACAAGCAAAGGGCUCGAGUACAUGGGCGUCAUGAUCAUAUGCUGCACGCUCCCCGUGGUGCUGGUGCAUUUCCCGCAGUGGGGAUCCAUGUUCUUCCCUGCUAGCACCGACGCCACCGAGGAGGACUACUAUGGCUCCGAGUGGUCACAUGAGGAGAAGAGCAAGGGACUUCAUCUCGCCGGCCAGAAGUUCGCCGAGAACUCAUUCUCGGAGCGCGGCAGGCGCAACGUCAUCCUCGCCGCACCUGACGGGUCGCCCGAGCACAUAUAAGCUAGAGACCCUAGUUAAUUAUUUUACCUCCUUUGUCGCACGUAUAUGUACGAUAUACGUGCGUACGUACACACCGUAUAUAUACGUAUAGAUACAAGCAUAUGCGCCAGGGGUCUAUAGGUUUUGGCAGUGCACCCCCAUAAGGAGGGUGUGGUUUUCCCACACUACAUGACUUUGUGGGUGUACUUACUUAAUUGUCCAAUUAAGCCCUUUUAGAAAGGAGCUUAUAGGCAUUAAUUAGUCUUCACGUCGGUGUGUGUGCUUGUAAUAUGUGAUGACAUCAAGAGACCAAUAUUAAGAGAAAA